Messenger RNA from Ilyonectria robusta, 1566 nucleotides. RefSeq names its product major facilitator superfamily domain-containing protein. Gene Ontology annotation, biological process: transmembrane transport. The record is from RefSeq and is a predicted model, not a curated record. The coding region runs from base 1 to 1566 and encodes 521 amino acids. Gene Ontology annotation, molecular function: transmembrane transporter activity. The transcript is spliced from 4 exons. NCBI's taxonomy places the organism in Eukaryota, Fungi, Ascomycota, Sordariomycetes, Hypocreales, Nectriaceae.
AUGAGCGACGACGAAACGCUCGGCCCCUGUCCAAGUCGUCGGUCUGUCUUGAAUCUCCUGCUCGACCAGGCCCGCGUCGACGACUCUGUUUUGCACCAUCAGUACCGUGGCAAGGGAACUCCCGAGGAUCCCUUCAUUGUAGCUUGGAUACCGGACGAUACGGGAAAUCCUCAUAAUUGGCCGAAAUGGCUGCGUUGGAUGAUAACCAUGGUUUCGGCCAUGACGUGUUUUGUUGUUGCUUUCAGUUCGAGCGCAUACACAGGAACUAUGACGGAACUGAUGAUACACUUUGAAGCCAGCCAGACGUUGAUCACCGGAGGCGUCUCAUUAUACGUUUUGGGCUUUGCCCUUGGCCCUCUCAUUUGGGCACCGCUUUCCGAGAUAUAUGGCCGACAAAUUGUCUUCUGCGUCAGCUACGGCGCCUAUGCCGUGUUCAGCGCUGCAUGCACAGCAGACCGAAAUGUCGCGACUCUCUUGGUUCUGCGAUUCUUCGCGGGCGCGUUCGGCUCGUCGCCACUUACAAACGCCGGAGGUGUCAUCUCGGACGUGUUCGAGGCCAAUGAGCGCAGCAUUGCCAUGGGCGUCUUCUCGCUUGCUCCGGCUAUGGGACCUACAAUGGGCCCUUUUAUUGGAGGCUAUCUCGGCAUGGAUGAGGGGUGGAGAUGGGUUAUGGGCUUGAUGGCCAUUCUCGCGGGCUUUUCUUGGAUGCUAGGCGUCUCCUUGGUCCCCGAAACCUACGCCCCUGUGAUUCUCAGGAAACGCAGCCGAGUUCUUUCAACCGAGACGGGCAAGGUCUUCAAGACCGAACUUGAAGUGCAAGACGCGAACACAUCGGCAUCCAAGAUCCUCAGAACCGCCCUCAUUCGGCCCUUCGCCCUGCUCUUCGCCGAGCCCAUCGUCCUCAUCCUGUCGAUCUACACCGCCAUCCUCUACGGCACGUUGUACAUGCUCUUUGGAGCGUACCCGGUCGUGUUCCAGCUCGAGAGGGGCUGGACUCCUGGCAAGGGAGGCCUGGCAUUUCUGGGCAUUGCCGUGGGCAUGUUCGCCGCCGUACCUACUGUCGCAUUGAUAAAUCGCUGGUAUAUCAAGAAGUCGGCCGAGGUUCCCGACGGUGCGCUCGUGCCCGAGUUGCGUUUGCCGGGAGGCAUGAUUGGCAGCAUCUCGCUCCCGGCUGGAAUGUUUUGGUUUGCCUGGACAACAUACCGCUCCGUACACUGGAUGUCUCCCGUCGCAGCUGGCGUGCCGUUUGGAUUCGGCUUGACACUUAUUUUCACCGCCGUCUUCAGCUAUCUCAUCGACGCCUACACCAUCUACGCGGCGUCUGCACUCGCCGCCAACACCGUGCUGCGGUCGCUAUUCGGAGCCGCAUUCCCCAUGUUCACGAAGCAAAUGUACGAUAAGCUCGGGACGCAAUGGGCGAGCUCGCUCCCUGCGUUUCUUGCUCUUGCAUGUAUCCCGGUGCCGUUUGUUUUAUGGAAACACGGACCGGCGAUACGGAAGAAGUGCAAGUACGCCGCAAGGGCUGCUGCUGCGGCGGAAUUAGAUGAUAGAAUUGAGAGCAGCUAA